GAUCUGUACCGCCAUAAAGAACCCUUCAACAUUGUGCUAUUGGUGAUCUAUGCCAUCGUAAUGAUCGCUGGACUUCUUGGUAACAUUUUUGUGAUAGUGGUAGUGGUUCGACAGCAACACAUGAGAACUCUUACCAAUGUGUUCUUCUUGAAUUUGACAAUCGGGGACCUGUUGGUUGUGUGUAUAUGUAUACCAAUCACAUUAGGCAACUACCUAUAUCGAGACUGGAUUUAUGGUUUAGUCCUGUGUAAAGUUACGCCAUUUCUCCAAGGUACAGCUGUCAGCGUUAGUAUUUUCAGUAUGUUAGUUAUUAGUAUCAAUCGCUAUUUUGCUAUACAUGUACCACUGAAGGCCAAACUAGUAUUUUCCCGCCAAAAAGUCGCCAUAUUGAUAACGUUGAUUUGGAUAAUUUCCUUUUCUGCCAUUUGCCCUCUGCUCUUUGUGAAUAAUGUAACAACUUAUGGUGCUCCUGGUAUAUUUGAAGCCAGGGCUUGUGAGGAACAUUGGCAAACCCCGGAGAGCAAGCAGAUAUACAGUUUAGUUAUGCUGGUGGUUUUGUUUGUAAUGCCUUUAUCUGUGAUGGGCGCUAUGUAUGCUAUGGUAUCCACUGUGCUAUGGAACGCCGACAAACGUCUUUUUCCCAACGGUACAAAAACUGGUAAAAUGCAAGCUGAUAGAUUAGUCCGUCAAAGACGUAAAACAGUCCGAACUCUUAUCUGUUUAGUUAUAAUAUUCGGUGUGUGUUGGUUACCGUAUUAUGUGGUGAAUAUUUGGCUUGAUUUUAACACAUCUUCGCCUUGGGCCAACACCGUUAUUAAUUAUGUAUACCCUUUGGUACAACUUUUGGCACUGUCCAAUUCCACUAUUAAUCCUAUGUGUUAUUGUUUCUUUACUAACGGCUUCAGAAGAGCGUUU
Lottia gigantea (owl limpet) is the source of this 915-nucleotide messenger RNA. RefSeq lists its product as hypothetical. Lineage: Eukaryota; Metazoa; Mollusca; Gastropoda; Lottiidae. Gene Ontology annotation, molecular function: neuropeptide Y receptor activity. The annotation marks the transcript as partial. The transcript has a single exon. Gene Ontology annotation, biological process: G protein-coupled receptor signaling pathway. The record is from RefSeq and is a predicted model, not a curated record. Gene Ontology annotation, cellular component: membrane.